This is a messenger RNA of Hydractinia symbiolongicarpus, 1418 nucleotides long. Its product is annotated as ankyrin repeat and sterile alpha motif domain-containing protein 1B-like. Lineage: Eukaryota; Metazoa; Cnidaria; Hydrozoa; Anthoathecata; Hydractiniidae. The coding region runs from base 518 to 1267 and encodes 249 amino acids. The transcript is spliced from 2 exons. Gene Ontology annotation, molecular function: protein binding. The record is from RefSeq and is a predicted model, not a curated record.
GAAAAAUAUUCUCUGAAUAGAAAAUUUUUGAAUGAAAUGUACAUAACAUCCAAAAGCGUUGCUCAAAAAGUUAGAAGAAAAAAAACAUUCGGAUUUUUAAAAUUGUUUAAACACAACGCAUUUCGGGGAGCGUUUAUAAUUUUAAUUUAAGGUUUCUCGUGAAAAUUUAAAACUAUAAACUAACAGUUGACAACUACUAAAUCGAAUUAUAUUCAUUUUCUUUGCUUUACCGUUUAACUUUAGUGUCUCAUUUGGUGUUGACAAUCACAAAUUUUGUUCCAGUAAGUCGUUUUGACCUUCUCAUGCUCUUUUAACUGUUUCCAGGAGAUUUUUAUCACCUUUUUAAGUUAAAAUGCAUUUAUUCUCUCCAUAACACAACGCUUUGACUAUUUGGUAAAAAUUUGAACUCCGCUAGUUCCCAGCCAAGGUUUUCAAUAUUUUACACUUAAUAUUAUCUUGCUCCCUUUAGCUAAUCACGUUCGAGAUAUUAUUUGUGCUAUGCAUAACAGACAAGUUUAUGUUUUAUAUUUCAUUCUAUUUGGAUUUUAGUUUUGAAUUGUAUAAGAACAUGCAGGAAAACACAGUGGUGCGGUUUGAUAACGAGAGUUAUUCACAUGUCGUCGAAAUUAAGAAAAAGAAUGCAGAAGGCGUGACAGAGUUGCAAUCAAGUAAUCAAUAUCAUCAGAAGAACGAAAAACACCAGCUAGUUCAAGGUAUUCGAGAACUUCAAAUCACGUUAUCUAACAAGGAAGGGGAAAGGAAAAUCAUAACGAUUAACGACAUGAAGAAAUUUAUCUUUUCCAACAACAUCGUGGAAAUGGAGAAGCUACUCAUCUCCAACUCAAACAUUGUUCAUAUGACUGAUGAAGAAGGACACACACCAUUGAUGGUAACAGCAAAUUUCUCUGACAAUCCCUUAAUGGUUCAACUUCUUGUUGCGCAUGGAGGUAACAUUUGGGCUAUGAAUACACAUGGAGCAAAUUGUUAUCAUCUUGCGGCUAUGCUUGGUCAUCACCAAACUUUAAAAGUGCUAUGUCAGAACGAUGUUACGAAUAUUAAUUGCACAAAUGAUCUCAAUCGUACAGCAUUGCAUUAUGCUGUGGUUUCGGGGGAGGUUAGAAGCGUUGAAGUUCUGUUGCGUCAAAACAACAUUGACACUUCUAUCAGGGAUGCCUAUGGAAGGACUGCGCGUGAUGUUACUGGGUAUAGGACCCACCAAGAAAACCGUGAAAAAAUUAUCAAAAUGAUCGAGAAUCACGCAAAAUAGGACUACUUUAUACCAAGAAAUAAAGAAAGAAUUACAAAAAAUGACGCAAACUGAUAAUUUAAAAACAAUUUUAAAUAAAUGUUGUAAAAUAUUUUAACUCUAAAUUUUUACUCUGCUCCCAUAACUAUUUGUAUUUUAUUUGUCUGUCAAA